This is a messenger RNA of Dipodomys spectabilis (banner-tailed kangaroo rat), 2103 nucleotides long. It is a transcript of the gene Pdzk1, whose product is annotated as PDZ domain containing 1. Gene Ontology annotation, biological process: protein localization to plasma membrane. The coding region runs from base 75 to 1646 and encodes 523 amino acids. The record is from RefSeq and is a predicted model, not a curated record. Gene Ontology annotation, molecular function: protein-membrane adaptor activity; signaling receptor binding. Lineage: Eukaryota; Metazoa; Chordata; Mammalia; Rodentia; Heteromyidae. Gene Ontology annotation, cellular component: apical plasma membrane. The transcript is spliced from 10 exons.
UCCAGUGAGUUCCAAGACCUGUGCUGUCCACAGAGAAUUCCUCAGUGACAGGAGCAAUUCCUUCUAUCCCAGAAAUGGCUACCACUUUCAACCCUCGAGAAUGUAAGCUGUCCAAGCAAGAAGGACAAAGUUAUGGCUUCUUCCUACGAAUUGAGAAGGACACUGAUGGUCACCUGGUCCGGGUGGUGGAGCAGGGGAGUCCCGCAGAGGAGGCUGGGCUCCUGGAUGGGGACAGGGUCCUCAGGGUGAAUGGCGUCUUCGUUGACAAGGAAGAGCAUGUGCAGGUUGUGGACCUUGUCCGAAAGAGUGGGAAUUCAGUGACUUUACUUGUUCUGGAUGGGGAUUCCUAUGAAAAAGCCAUCAAAAAACAGGUGGACCUGAGAGAGUUGAGCAGCAGCCAGAAGGAGCUGGAUUCGAACAGCAGGAAAACGGCCGCGGUGAUCAAUGGAGGGGCACAGACUUGGACGAGGCCACGGCUCUGCUACCUGGUGAAGGAUGGAAACAGCUAUGGCUUCUCUCUGAAAACGCUGCAAGGCAAAGCGGGGAUCUGCAUGACCGACAUCACCCCUCACGGCGUGGCUAUGAAAGCAGGGGUCCUGGCCAAUGACUACCUGAUCGAAGUGAACGGAGAGAAUGUAGAGAAGGCCAGUCAUGAGGAAGUGGUGGAGAAGGUGAAGAAGGCCGGAGGCCGCAUCGCCUUCUUGCUUGUGGACCAGGACACAUACAAGCGCCACAGUGAACAGAAGAUGCCAUUCCACAGGGAUGCCGCCAGCCUGGAGCUGCUGCCCCAGCAGCCGCGUGUGGUGGAGAUGAAGAGAGGGAGCAACGGCUACGGCUUCUACCUGAGAGCAGGCCCUGAACACAAAGGUCAGAUCAUCAAGGACAUAGAUUCUGGAAGUCCAGCAGAGGCGGCUGGCUUGAAGAAGAAUGACCUGGUGGUGGCGGUGAAUGGUCAGUGUGUGGAAGGCUUGGAUCAUGAUAGUGUGGUGGAGAUGAUUAGAAAGGGCGGCGAGCAGACCUCACUGCUGGUGGUGGACAAGGACACAGACAGCAUGUACAGACUGGCUCGAUUUUCUCCGUUUCUCUACUACAAAAGUCAAGAACUGCCCAAUGGCUCCGUCACUCAGCCCCCGGCUCCGCCCUCUGCUCCUCCUAAUGUGUUAAGUCCAGCUCCACUCUCUGCUCCUCUGAACGAGUCAAGUCCAGAAAUGACAGAGGAAGAAGAUCCUAAGCCGAGACUCUGCAGGCUGGUGAAGGGGGACAAUGGCUAUGGCUUUCACUUAAAUGCGAUUCAGGGUGUGCCCGGCUCCUUCAUCAAAGAGGUACAGGAAGGAGGCCCCGCGGCCCUGGCGGGGCUGGAGGACGGCGAUGUCAUCGUGGAGGUGGAUGGGGAGAAUGUGCUGGAUGCGCCCUACGAGAUGGUGGUGGACAGGAUCCAGAGCAGUGGGAAGGACGUGACACUCCUGGUCUGUGCGCGGAAGGCCUACAAUUACUUCCAAGCAAAGAAGAUCCCUAUCGUCUCCUCCAUGGCCGACCCGCUGGAUGCCCAGCCUGAUGCCCAGGCGGAAUUACCGGCGGAGCCAGAGCCUGGCUUAUGCGGGGCGAGAGAGCGAGCCAGCAUCCUAUUAUUUGAUCCAUGCUACUAAUCCAGAUAAAUUUUUUGGCCCAGAGCACAGGCUCACAUUUGUCUUCCCAGUCUGAAGAUACAGAGCUGUGAAGAGAAUGAGCAACGGCUUUGGCUGGUACGGUUCCUGUGAAAUACCUAGAAACUGCUUUCUCAGGACAUGAGCCACCACCAGCUCGCUGUCCAUGAGAGAACAUUGGAAACCACCAUGCGUGGCUGCCUUGUGCUUUCCUCUCCUGACAGGCUGGUUUAUUUAUGGUCAUCUUUGGAAGGUUGAAGGCAGGAGCCAGAUCCUUUUUAUGUGAAAUCUUCCAAGCUUUGGCUUUACAUUUCCGUUUGAUGAUACUUCUUUCUUCUGUAGAUUCUUUCAGCAUCAAAGAUGAUUUAUAUCUGUAUGUUAAAGUAUUAGCAGAUGGUACUAUUGAAAUUGUAACAGUGUUAAGAUUGCCAUAAUAAAUACCAUGAAAAUUCCUUUUGAA